UCCCCAACACCCUAAUGUUUUUUCCUCUGCUGCCGUCUACACUCUGGCCACAGCCACACCACCAGCUCCGCCGGCCUCUGCCAUUCACCGCCCCUCACCCGUCUCGCACUCACUGCGCCAGCAAAUACUGUCCGGUAAUUAUGUAGACCUAGCCCAGCUCAUUCAGCCAUCUUUUUUCGACAGUAGUCAACCCAGGGAACUGCAGACUGUCCUCGGUCCAGUUCUAUUAAAGCAGUCAAUGCCAACCAGGUCCAAAGACUUGAUUCCUGUCGAGUUUGCUCGCUUUCUCCCUUUUUCGCGAUGUCAUCUGCUCUGCUUUUCCUCACCGUCGAUCAGAGCUGGACGACUAUCUGUCCAUCGUGUUGGACAUGGCUUUGCGUUUCGGGGGGGGACGGGAUUUUACACCUACCAUGUCCACUUUGCCGCACAAGCAGCCGGCCGGUUGCAGCAGCUAAACCAGGGGACAUACUGGGGGGCCCUCGAUUCAGAAAUAUACUGCCGCAUUUUCGCAGCUCGUUCCUCCCUCUCCUGCGACUUAUGUGGCGCCCCUUCUCACCCGGCAUCUGCAUGCACUAUCAGGGCUCCUCCACCGCACUCCCGCCCCACCACCCCACGCAAUGCUCCGAUCUUCAACCGUCUGUCUUCCGCUGCACCCCCCCCCUCCUGUCAUCCCCAGAGCUAAGGACGCACGUCCCACUGUCAACGUGCCGGUGCCAAAGGGCAUCGACAAGCGAGGACGGCCGAUCCUCUAUCAGGGCGGCAGGAUGGUGUGCAAUAAUUUCAAUCAGUGGGGUUGCAACUCGUCCGGCUGCCGUCUCCUGCUCUCAGUGAUCACCCUGAUAGGCAGUUUGUCGAUUUUCUCAUCUCUGGCUUCACUCACGGUUUUCACCCCGGCAUGGAGGUGCUUCCUAAUUUUUCCCACACAUGUCACAAUCUUCAAUCCGCUCUCACUGAGCCCGACACUGUUGACAUGUUACUGGCAAAAGAGGUCACUGAGGGAUUUAUGAUAGGCCCUUUCGAUCAUCCUCCUUUCCCCGUAUUCCGUAUCAGUCCCAUCGGUAUCGCCACACGCAAAUACUCGGGGAAAAAGAGGCUGAUCAUUGACCUGUCGUCCCCACACGGCUCCGACAUCCCGAGCAUCAACAGCCUUAUUCCUAGCCCAGAUUUCUCCAUGCAGUACGCCACCAUUGACCACGCCAUGGCACUGAUUCGUCUGGCCGGACACGGAGCAUGGCUGUCUAAGGCUGAUAUCACGAGCACAUUCAAGGUCUUGCCCAUUCACCCCGACUUCUGGUGUUAUUUCGGUGUCUGCUGGGAGGGGGCUUACUACUUCUCCAUACGUCUCACUUUCAGCUGCAAGAGCCGUCCCAAAAUCUUUGACUCCUUAUCCGAGGCUCUAUGCUGGAUCCUCUCCAACAAUUACAGGCUCCCCUACGUCCUUCAUCUCCUUGACGAUUUUCUUGUCGUGACUCCCCCGUCCUCACCUCCUCGCCACGGUCUCACUACACUUACGUCUGCAUUUUCUGACCUCGGUGUCCCUCUGUAUGAAGAAAAAACUUCAGGACCUGGCACAUCCAUUGAGUUUCUGGGCAUCACUCUGGACUCAAUGUCAUUCCAGGCUUCACUGCCCUUGGAUAAAGUGCAGCGCAUCUCGCUGCUCUUGUCUAAUUAUCUUCUGACAGACAGGUGCACCAAACGCCAGCUGCUCGCUCUCCUCGGGCACCUCACUUACGCCAUCCGCAUAAUUCCACAGGCAAAAUCUUUUCUUUCUCAACUGCUGACCAAAGCUGCAUCCAUUCCCUCUCUCCACGACCACGUGGUUCUGGACGACACUUGUAAAACAGAAAUGCGCAUGUGGCAGCAAUUUCUGUCAUCCUGGGACGGCAUCUCAUUCUUCUAUGACGACUUCAUCACCCAUCCCGAGGACAUUCAACUCUACACGGACGCGGCUCCCUCCGUAGGUUUCGGCGGGUAUUAUGGGGGGAGGUGGUUUGCUGCCGCUUGGCCCUCCGAGUUCGAGUCCCUCGACACAGAGUCACGCUCUCCUUCGUCUGCUCUGUACGAGCUGUACCCCGUGAUCAUCGCCACUCUAAUCUGGGGGCACAAAUGGUCAAAAAAAUGCAUAAUAUCCACUCUGACAACACAGCAGUAGUAGACAUAAUCAAUAAAGGCCGUUCCCGUUCCCCAGCCAUCAUGCCAUUCACCCGCAGACUCACUCUCAUCUCCGCUCAGCAUCAAUUCAUCCU
Molecule: messenger RNA, 2246 nt
Organism: Epinephelus fuscoguttatus (brown-marbled grouper)
Lineage: Eukaryota; Metazoa; Chordata; Actinopteri; Perciformes; Serranidae
Exons: 1
Coding region: 896-2152 (418 amino acids)
Source: RefSeq, a predicted model, not a curated record